Messenger RNA from Doryrhamphus excisus (bluestripe pipefish), 5353 nucleotides. It is a transcript of the gene pnp6, whose product is annotated as purine nucleoside phosphorylase 6. NCBI's taxonomy places the organism in Eukaryota, Metazoa, Chordata, Actinopteri, Syngnathiformes, Syngnathidae. Gene Ontology annotation, molecular function: purine-nucleoside phosphorylase activity. Gene Ontology annotation, biological process: nucleoside metabolic process. Gene Ontology annotation, cellular component: cytoplasm. The record is from RefSeq and is a predicted model, not a curated record.
CCCAGCCCCUUCAGCCAUGCGCGGUGACGUCACAACACCCGUGGUUCUCCUUUCACCUGCGUACAAGAGUGGAAGUGAAACUUGGAAAGAGUGUUUAAAAACGGGCUCAAAUCGCAUUUCCGUCGUCGGGAAGACAUGGAACCGGCGUCCUGCUGCUCCGCUUCGUACAGUUAUGAUGACUACAAGGAGACUGCAGAUUGGCUGCUGGCCCGAACAAACAAGCAGCCUAAAGUCGCCAUCAUUUGUGGGUCGGGCUUAGGCAGCCUUGCUGACUUGCUGAAGGACAAAGUCGUCUUCCCUUAUAAGGACAUCCCACGUUUCCCGACCAGCACCGUGGCAGGCCAUGCCGGUCGACUGGUUUUUGGCAAGCUGAAUGGGCGGGAAUGUGUCUGCAUGCAGGGUCGAUUUCACUUCUAUGAAGGCUACAGCAUACAAACUGUGACGUACCCCGUGCGAGUCUUCUCCCUGCUGGGUGUGGAAAGUCUGAUUGUGACAAAUGCAGCAGGUGGACUCAAUGACAGCUACAAUGUGGGCGACAUUAUGGUCAUUAAGGAUCAUAUUAACCUGCCGGGUUUUUGUGGACAGAAUCCACUGGUUGGGCACAACGAUGACAGUUUUGGAGUGCGUUUCCCUUGCAUGUCAGACGCCUACGACCGUGACCUAAGAGCUUUGGCCUUCCAAACAGCACAAGAACAAAACAGUGACAGCUUCCUGCAGGAAGGAGUUUACUGUAUGGUUGCUGGACCAUCAUAUGAGACCAUUGCAGAGUGCAACGUCCUGCAGAGGUUCGGGGCUGAUGCCGUCGGUAUGAGCACGGUUCCUGAAGUGGUGGUGGCUCGACACUGUGGCUUGCGUGUCUUGGGUCUGUCGCUGAUCACCAAUAAGGUUGUGACAGAUUAUGACAGCGAUGUGAAAGUGAACCAUGAGGAGGUGUUAGCGACCACCGAGAUCCGGGCCCAGGACCUCCAGAGGCUUGUUAGCCACCUUGUCACAAAGAUCUAACACCUUCGAUCAAAUUUGCUGCAGCAAAAAGGAAGAGUUUCCAGUCUGGUGUGAUAGUAUUGAGAUAAUCAUAUCUACUUGAUCAGUUUGUGGCUAAUCCAAUAAUCCAAGAACCAGGAUCACAAUACCUUAUGAAACACUUAAACGUUGGACAUCAUAAUAUCUGAAUAUUUAGAUACCACAAUAACAAUAUAACAGCUGCACGGUGGUCGAGUGGUUAGCACGCAGGCCACACAGCUAGGACACCCGAGUUCAAUUCCAUCCUCGGCCAUCUCUGUGUGGAGUUUGCAUGUUCUCCCCGUUUUCUCCGGGUAUUCCGGUUUCCUCCCACAUUCCAAAAACAUGCUAGGUUAAUUGGCGACUCCAAAUUGUCCAUAGGUAUGAAUGUGAGUGUGAAUGGUUGUUUGUCUAUAUGUGCCCUGUGAUUGGCUGGUGACCAGUCCAGGGUGUACCCCACCUCUCGGCCAAAGACAGCUGGGAUAGGCUCCAGCACCCCCGCGAUAAGCGGUAGAGAAUGAAUGGAUGAAUGAAUGAAUGAAUCCACACAAAACAAUGUGAUGAAGUUGAUUUAUAACAAAUAAUGUAUCUUUGGGCUGCACGGCGGAUGAGUGGUUAGCAUGCAGGCCUCACAUCUAGGAGACCAAAGUUCAAUUCCACCCUCGGCCAUCUCUGUGUGGAGUUUGCAUGUUCUCCCCAUGCAUGAGUGGGUUUUCUCCGGGUAUUCCGGUUUCCUCCCACAUUCCAAAAACAUGCUAGGUUAAUUGGCGACUCCAAAUUGUCCAUAGGUAUGAAUGUGAGUGUGAAUGGUUGUUUGUCUAUAUGUGCCCUGUGAUUGGCUGGCCACCAGUCCAGGGUGUACCCCGCCUCUCCCCCAAAGACAGCUGGGAUAGGCUCCAGCACCUUCCGCGACCCUCGUGAGGCUAAGCGAUAGAAAAUGAAUGUUAUAAAUGGGCUGCACGGUGCAUGAGUGGUGAGUGUGCAGGCCUCACAGCUACGAUACCCGAGUUCAAUUCCACCCUCGGCCAUCUGAGUGUGGAGUUUGCAUGUUCACUCCGGUUUUCCUCCCACAUUCCAAAAACAUGCUAGGUUAAUUGGCGACUCCAAAUUGUCCAUAGGUAUGAAUGUGAGUGUGAAUGGUUGUUUGUCUAUAUGUGCCCUAUGAUUGGGUGACAACCACUCCAUGGUGUGGACUGGGUGUGGGAUAGGCUCCAGCCCUCCCCCGCGACCCCUGUGAAGAUAAGCAGUAGAAAUAAAUGAAUAACAAUAUAGCUAGCCACCUAUUUUCUAGACUUGUUAGGGUCAUGGGUGAGCUGGAACCUACUAUUCCAACAAUUUAGUGUCUCAAGCUUGCCCAUUUUAGGGAAAUGGGAAGAAACCGGAAUACCCACAGAAAACCCACACCAGGAAAAGAAAACAGACAUUUCAACACCCUGUAGUAUAGUCAUUAUUUUUAAAUGACUGUGUUAUUAUUCCUUAUGUUCUGUAUAGUAAAUCAAUACAUGGAUGUGAACUCCAACAUGUACGUAUGUAAUUUCAGCCACUUCCCUUCACCCAGGAACUGACUCAAGAUCCACUUGGUCCUGGUCCCAAGGCGCCACACAGUGGCUGUCCACUGCUCCUUAUGGAGUGUUAAAAAUAAAGUUAGAAUUGUAUUGAAUGAAUGCAUAUAUUACAUACAAUUUAUCAUAAUACAUGUAAAGAGGGGUGUCCAAGGUUUUUUUUUUUAAUUGUCUCUGAGCAUAUUUUCAAAAUAAAAUUAUGAAUGCGAUAUCAGAUAUCACAUUAACUUGAUUUAUCAACUUAAACACAUUGCUAAGAUGAGUUGAGAUAUCUUAGUAUAUAGACCUAUAUGAAAAUAUGAUGAUUGUUGAAAAAUCCUGAUUUGUCUUUGCAAAAUAAAGCAUAAAUCGAAAGGAAUCAGCACUGAUUAAUGAAUAUUGUAUUUUAGAAUUGCACCACUGUAAUAUCUAGAUGGGCCGUUAUACAAAGGCCUGCAGUUUUCACUCACCUCUAUGCUGAUCUGGAAACUCCUGCCAGAUCCCUUUGACCGUUCCAUUCAUUAGAGCGGGAAAAGACAUGUGAAAUCCUUUAUCAGCAGUUCACUGCUUAGAAUAGACCGUUUGUAUUGCAUUAUGCUAAUGACUUGAAAAGGGAAUCCCUCUCGAUAAAACCAACCAUCAUCAGAAUGUUACCUCUGGUAUUUGUAUUAUAGCUUUAAACUGAUACAGGGUCAAAUAAUAGGUUAAAUAAAAGGCAAAUAAAGUAAAGAAACAAAAAGUGUUUUUAUCAGGCAAAAUUAAAUGACAUAUUUGUAAGUUAAAUAAAAGGCAAAUAAAGUAAAGAAACAAAAACGUGUUUUUAUCAGGCAAAAUGACACUUUUGGUUUCUUUAAAAAUGAUAAAAACAGUUUUUGGGGCGGCACGGCGGUCUAAUGGUUAGCACACAGACCUCACAGCGAGGAGACCAGGGUUCAAUUCCACCCUCGGCCAUCUCUGUGUGGAGUUUGCAUGUUCUCCCCGUGCAUGCGUUCAUUUUCUCCGGGUACUCCGGUUUCCUCCCACAUUCCAAAAACAUGCUAGGUUAAUUGGCGACUCCAAAUUGUCCAUAGGUAUGAAUGUGAGUGUGAAUGGUUGUUUGUCUAUAUGUGUCCUGUGAUUGGCUGGCGACCAGUUGCCAGUAGACAACUGGGAUAGGCUCCAGCACCCCCGUGACCCUCGUGAGGAUGAGCUGUAAAUAAUGAUUGGCUGGCGACCAGUCCAGGGUGUACCCCACCUCUCGCCCAAAGACAGCUGGGAUAGGCUCCAGCACCUCCACGAUAAGCGGUAGAGAAUGAAUGAAUGAAUACACACAAAACAAUGGGUUGAAUUGAAGUUGAUUUAGAACAAAUAAUGUAUCUUUGGGCUGCAUGGUGGUCAAGUGGUUAGUGUGUCGGCCUCACAGCUAGGAGACCCGAGUUCAAUUCCAUCCUCGACCAUCUCUGUGUGGAGUUUGCAUGUUUAUUCCGGUUUCCUCCCACAUUCCAAAAACAUGCUAGGUUAAUUGUUGACUCCAAAUUGUCCAUAGGUAUGAAUGUGAGUGUGAAUGGUUGUUUGUCUAUAUGUGCUCUGUGAUUGGCUGGCGACUACACCAGUGUGUACGCCACCUCUCAGCCGAAGACAGCUGGGAUAGGCUCCAGCACCCCCGUGACCCUCAUGAGGAUAAGCAGUAGAAAAUAAAUGAAUGUUGGAGUCACACCAUUGGGAUAUAAGACAUCGCAAUUGGACAAGUGUUGCCAAAAAUGGCAAGUGCAAACUCCCCCUUAUUUUCUUUUAAUAAGCCAAAAAAAAGAAUAUAAAAUGAUCCCCCAGUCGAAAAACAUAAAGCCACCUCAGCCAUCCAACUCCAUUGUCAUUUUCCAUUCUUCAGUUUUUCAAAUUGCAAAUGCACAGUUUAAACGAGUCUCAAACAGAUGCUGUGGGAUUAUCAGGAUGGGGGAAAAUGCUGCUUCAUGCAUAAUUAGUGGUUAUAUAGCCUGUAGAGGUGUAUCCCACUGUGGAGCUGAAAUAUUAAUACAAAUGAGCUAAACAGCAUGGAGACACAUAUAACAUAACAUAUUGAGCUGUAUUGCUUCUACACAGAUUCUGUGAUCCACCUCAUUCCGAAAAUUCUCUGUUGUGUUGAGUGAAAAGAGGACACAUCCUCUGCUGAUUGGAUGCUCUUCGUCAUUGCCAUCAUUAGAUAUUCUAUGCAUAGUGUAGGGGGUGGAAAAUUACUGCUUCGCCUUUGUGACAGGUCAAGUUCAGCAAAGAAUCUUGAUGAGCAUGACUGUGCACUUUUUUUUCCUCACUCUCCCAGAAUCGUGUUGAUUGGCCAGUUUCCAUUUGCUGCGUCUUGGUGACAUCAAAAUUCAAUUACAGCACUGAGAACUGUUUGCUUACAGUAGGAGGCAAAACAACAGCGUUCCUUCUUAUGAAACUCAAUUUAACGCAGCUUUUAGCAUUUUAGCUUACAAAAAAACACGUUCAGCAUUUCUGAAAAUGUGCUUAUUCACUGUCUUUUCAUGGCGAUGACAAGAGAAACAAGUAAACAGAGGUUAAAGUUCUAGCAAGGUAUGUUGAGCGUAAAGCUGGGCUUGAACAUGGGGUCGAAAUUAACAGGGUAACUGGUAGCAACAGCUACGAAAGCGUCACUGUGGACCUCAUUCGGAGAUGGCGUCACCGUUUAUUGAGAACCUAGUGGACGUCGAAGGAAGAAUACGACAACUUCAAGGUCACACUGAUCCACUCGUGGUUUUCUCCAGGUACUCUGAAAUCGAACCCAGGUCUUCCAGAGUGUGUGGACAACAUGCUAACCACUCUUCCACCGUGUGGCC